AUGCCACCCUCGGUUGCAGGCAGGGAAUCGGUUGGAGGUCGAAUUGGGAAUUUGUCAAUGGCGGGUGUUGGAUCGAAAAUAACAAGGACUGUUGUAAGCGAAAGCUAUGAUUCAUUUGUCGAAUCCUUUUUUAAAAUGUCAUCAAACUACAGUUUGGUCGACUACAUACCGAAACACUCGUGUGGUAAGUUUGGUCUAGUUUUGAUCAACAUACUGAAAAAUAUAUGUGAUCACCCAUCUGAUUCCACGGCAUGGAAACACAGUCCAGAAAAGAAAACCGUUAGCGUCUCUAUCACUGCUCAGCAACUGAUGCUGUGUCUAAAACAGUUUCCAAAGGGAACUUCCGGUGGUAGAGACGGCCUAUCCCUUCAGCAUCUAAGAGAAUUGACGCAAGACAAAACCGAAUCCACAGAGCUUAUCAAUGCAGUGACUUGUUUCAUAAACCUUUUGCUAAAUGUGCAUCCGUCAAAAGUGCAUUCAAAGUUAUAUAUUAGGUGA
Molecule: messenger RNA, 498 nt
Organism: Helobdella robusta
Lineage: Eukaryota; Metazoa; Annelida; Clitellata; Rhynchobdellida; Glossiphoniidae
Exons: 2
Coding region: 1-498 (165 amino acids)
Source: RefSeq, a predicted model, not a curated record